UUUGCGCCUAGCUGUGAUUGAGCCUACCACCUCCAGCACCGUUGUUGCUCGACUUGCUUGUCUUGGCCAAUGUCUCUCUAUGCCCCACAUUGAUCGAACCUACUGUCUCCUUCACCACCGUUGUCCCAGUUGCCCGUCGUAGCCAAUACCUCAUUGAAAGAGUUGACACCGUGAUCUAUCAUCACGCACCAUGACUAAGCUAGUUCUCUUCGUGACUCUCCUCCUCUUUUGUGCAGCUUUGGGUAAUGCCCAUGCUGCUGCAUCUGCCCCAACACAGUCUGCGACGAAAUCUGCACCAGCGCCGUCCCCGGCUUCCACCAAGAAGUCAUCAUCUUUCACGCUCAAGUACGUCGUCCACAACUUGGCGUUGAGGAGCAUCAUCUUCAAGGUAGAAGCGAACGCACAGAAUCCAGCACAUAUGGUUGUUGCUCAGAAGACCUCGUGGACUGCGAUCGGCCCCCUCACGAUGACCCACAAGAACCUGGUUUCAAAGUUGACCGUCAUUGUGAAGAACUAUAAGGGCAAGGAUAUCGUGAAGACGUUGAUCAUCAAUUUGCGACAGCGUUUCCGGUACAGUGAAAUGGUGGGCCAGAAGCUGUUGGUAAUUGAAGCUGUGGAGAGCUGGAGUUGGUUGAAGGGCAACUACAUACUGAUUAAAAUCAACCACAAGCCUGAGCUUGAAUUCAAGCUCUAGAUCAGCAAGGAUUUAUUCUCGGUAGUUGCGAUUGCAUGUUACAUUAUGAAACAUUCUCAGAACGUAUGGAGGUCGCCAUUCCUCGAACAUUUGUCACAGUAUCACCAGUUUAGGUUGAAUCAUGGGCAGUGUUGUGAUUCCUAUCUCCUGCUGAACCGACCGCAGCUCUUGCAGUAGCUUAGAGAAUCUAGUUUUCGACCGCCUACUCCCUCCCGUGUCUUGUGGACACGAAUCCAUUAUUUGUUUUGGCAUUUUAUGCAAUUUGAAUUUUUUGAAGAUGCUCGCUGAUUCUUUUUCAGAA
Physcomitrium patens is the source of this 995-nucleotide messenger RNA. RefSeq lists its product as uncharacterized. The record is from RefSeq and is a predicted model, not a curated record. NCBI's taxonomy places the organism in Eukaryota, Viridiplantae, Streptophyta, Bryopsida, Funariales, Funariaceae.